AUGGCCCGGGGGCUGCCGAGCAUCACCAGCCUGGCACACUUCUGCCAGAAGAUGAACCGGCUGAAGACACUGGAAGAGUCCACCAGGGAGACGUCUCUGAGGCGCUGCCUGAGCAUGCUGGACCUGACCCUGCUGGGUGUGGGUGCCACAGUAGGCAUGGGCCUCUACGUGCUCACAGGUGCUGUGGCCAAGGAGAUGGCCGGCCCUGCAGUGAUCGUGUCCUUUGGCGUGGCCGCCAUGGCUUCCCUGCUGGCAGCCUUAUGCUAUGCAGAGUUCAAGGUGCGUGUGCCCCAAACCGGCUCUCCCUACCUGUUCACUUACUUGUCUAUGGGCAAGCUGUGGGCCUUCCUCCUUGGCUGGAUCGUGCUCUUCCAGUGCCUCAUUAGUGGCACCGCUGAGUGCCGUGCCUGGAGCUGCAGCCUAGAUGCCAUCUUCAGCCCCCACAUCCGCAGCUUCACUGAGGCCCACACAGGCAUGUGGCAGGUGCCCUUCCUCGCUCAGUACCCAGACUUCUUGGCGGCUGGCAUCACACUUUUGGUCUCCACAUUCAUCUCCUGUGGGGCUCGCAUCUCUUCUUGGCUCAACCACACCUUCCUUGCCAUCAGCCUGGUCAUCGUCCUCUUCAUGAUCAUCCUGGGGUGUGUCCUGGCCCGCCCGCACAAGUGGAGUGCUGAGGAGGGCGGCUUUGCACCCUUCGGCUUCUCUGGAAUCAUGAUAGGUGCCACCAUCUGCUUCUAAGCCUUCGUGGGCUUUGGUUAUAUUGCUGCCUCCACCGAGGAGGCCCAGAACCCAAAGCAAGCCAUGCCUAUGGCCAUCGUCAUCUCGCUUGGCCUGGCAGCUGGCGCCUACAUCAUUGUCUCCACUGUGCUCACCCUCAUGGUGCCCUGGCACAGCCUGGGCCCUGACUCAGUGCUCACUGAUGCCUUCUACCGGCGGGGCUAUAGCUGAGCGGGCAUCAUCAUGGCAGCUGGUGCGAUCUGUGCCAUGACCACUGUCCUGCUCAGGUAUGUCUUUUUCCCGCCACAUAUCAUCUCUGCUAUGGCCCCCGAUGGGCGCUUCUUCCAGGUGUUUGCCUACAUGCACCCCCGGACACAGGUGCCCAUGGUGGGCAUCCUGGUGUGUGGGGUCCUCACAGCUUUCCUGGCACUGCUGCUGGAACUCCAGGCACUGGUCCAGUUCUACUCCGUUGGCGCACUGCUGGACUACACCUUCAUGGCCACCAGCAUUAUUGUGCUACGCUUCCAAAAGGCCCCUCCAUCCAGUUCCCCGGGCCCAGUCAACCCUGUGCGCACAGAGCAGGACUCAGCCCAAGCCCAGGCAGCUGGUAGGGCAGCCCUGAGGCCCUACCUCGGCUUCUUGGGUGGGUGCAGGCCUGGAGCUGCCGUGGCUUGGGCACUCCAUGUCCUGGUGGCCUCGGUCGUCACUCUGGACUGCGUGCUGGUCUUCAGGGACUCGGCCCUGCACCUCCAGCUCUGGGGCUACACCCUGCUGCUCCUGCUCAGCUCCGUCAUGUUUCUGCUCAGUCUCCUCGUCCUGGGGGCCCACCAGCAACAGCACCGGCAGGACACCUUCUACUUCCUCCAGCACCCAGCCCUGCCCUUGUCCCCCCAGAUUCCCGUGGUGCCGGACUCCAGCCCUGAGCAUCCUCCUCAACAUCUUAUGCUGCACCUGAGCUCCCUGACCUGGCUGGGCUUCUCCAUCUGGCUGCUGAUCGGACUCGCGGUGUAUUUUGGCUACAGCAUCCGACACAGCAAGGAGAACCAGCGGGAGCAGCCGAGGUUGACAACCACACGUGGCAGCCUGGAGGAGACAGUGCAGGCCCUGCAGCCCCCCAGCCAGACACCUGCCCAGGAGCUUGGACACAUGGAGCAGCCCUCCAGUCCAUGA
Molecule: messenger RNA, 1887 nt
Organism: Diceros bicornis minor
Lineage: Eukaryota; Metazoa; Chordata; Mammalia; Perissodactyla; Rhinocerotidae
Product: cationic amino acid transporter 4-like
Exons: 5
Biological process (GO): transmembrane transport; amino acid transport
Cellular component (GO): plasma membrane
Molecular function (GO): amino acid transmembrane transporter activity
Source: RefSeq, a predicted model, not a curated record